Molecule: messenger RNA, 1200 nt
Organism: Elgaria multicarinata webbii
Lineage: Eukaryota; Metazoa; Chordata; Lepidosauria; Squamata; Anguidae
Product: homeobox protein six1b-like
Exons: 3
Coding region: 290-1108 (272 amino acids)
Biological process (GO): regulation of transcription by RNA polymerase II; regulation of skeletal muscle cell proliferation; skeletal muscle fiber development
Cellular component (GO): transcription regulator complex; nucleus
Molecular function (GO): RNA polymerase II cis-regulatory region sequence-specific DNA binding; DNA-binding transcription factor activity, RNA polymerase II-specific
Source: RefSeq, a predicted model, not a curated record
GGAGAGGAAAAGGGGACAUGGCCACCCCAGAGAGAAACUUGGCAGGCACCAGGCUUGCCUCCUGCUCAUCUUGGACGCUCCUGCCUUAGUGGGACAGAUUUGGUUUCCUCUUCCAAAGAGAGGCAGGGCCAGCUCCAGUUCUCUGCUCCAAGGACAGUAUUGCCUUCCAUAUGCAGAAGUAAAUCAGGCUUGCUGGGCCCUCCCAGACCGGUUUCGAAAGCCACAGAGCUUUGGAGUCCUGUCCCCGCUGCUCUGGGAAAGGGUAACCUAACCUGAGUCUCUCUCAGCCAUGAAUUUCGGUUUCACCCAGGAGCAAGUGGCAUGCGUGUGUGAAGUCCUGCAGCAAGGGGGCAACAUCGAGCGCUUGGGCCGCUUCCUCUGGUCGCUGCCAGCCUGCGACCACCUGCACAAGAACGAGAGCGUGCUGAAGGCCAAGGCGGCGGUGGCCUUCCACCGGGGUAAUUUCCGGGAGCUCUACAAGAUCUUAGAGAGCUGCCAGUUCUCGCCUCACAACCACCCCAAGCUGCAGCAGCUGUGGCUCAAGGCCCACUACAUCGAAGCAGAGAAGUUGCGUGGGAGACCGCUGGGGGCUGUGGGGAAAUACAGGGUCCGGCGCAAAUUCCCCCUGCCUCGGACCAUCUGGGAUGGAGAGGAAACCAGUUACUGUUUCAAGGAGAAAUCCCGGAGUGUGUUACGGGAGUGGUACAUCCACAACCCCUACCCAUCCCCACGUGAGAAGAGGGAACUAGCGGAGGCCACCGGGUUGACCACCACCCAGGUCAGCAACUGGUUCAAAAAUCGACGCCAGAGAGACCGUGCAGCCGAGACCAAGGAGAGGGAGACCAGCGAAGGUGGCACUUUGAAGGAUGGACGGGGCCUGCCACGAGAGAGACAUGUCAUCCCCAGCUCCGAUGAUGACAGCUCUCCUAUCGAUAGCCCUGCGGCCCACACAUCCAGUCCCUCACUGCUCUACCCUGGCUUGGCACUCUCCGCUCCCCCGGGAAACUCCACUCACAGUGCCCAAAGGGUGGAUUUUCUGCAGCACCAGCCACUCCAUAACAGCCUCUUGGGUCCCCUCACUUCCACCUUUGUAGAUCUGGGAUCCUGAAAUGGUAAAGUGGAAUACAUACCCCAUCCUCAGUGGAUGGCUCCUCUGUGCUAGCCCUUCCAGACUUCUAAGUACUCUCCUGUCCAACCACU